Molecule: messenger RNA, 297 nt
Organism: Dioszegia hungarica
Lineage: Eukaryota; Fungi; Basidiomycota; Tremellomycetes; Tremellales; Bulleribasidiaceae
Exons: 4
Coding region: 1-297 (98 amino acids)
Source: RefSeq, a predicted model, not a curated record
AUGUCCACCUACAAGCCCACCGAGCACGACGGCCUCAAGCAGGACGGUACCCCCGACAAGCGGGUGUCUUCUGAGCACGGCUUUGGCGGAAGCGACGGACCCGACCCACACGUCGAGGGCGCCAAGGGCGGCAAGGCCUCCGGCUCGACUGACGGCGAGACCUACAAACCUUCUGAGCACGGCGGUCUCAAGAAGGACGGUACCGAGGACAAGCGGACCUCUUCCGAGCACGGCUUCGGCGGAUCUGACGGACCCGACCCGAAGGUUGAGGGUGCCAAGGGCGGCCAAUCCUCUUAA